Chondrus crispus (carragheen) is the source of this 1618-nucleotide messenger RNA. RefSeq lists its product as hypothetical. The record is from RefSeq and is a predicted model, not a curated record. The transcript has 2 exons. NCBI's taxonomy places the organism in Eukaryota, Rhodophyta, Florideophyceae, Gigartinales, Gigartinaceae. Gene Ontology annotation, molecular function: protein binding. The coding region runs from base 1 to 1404 and encodes 467 amino acids.
AUGUACGAUGUGAAGACGGGGAAGAAGAUGUGGGGGGAUGCUGAGACACACGUAAGCCCUGUGCAUUGUCUGGAGAUGUCUAGAGAUAGCAAGCGGGUGUUUACGGCAGCAGUGGAUGGAACGUUUGCGAUGUGGGACAGCAAGACGGGCGACAAGUUGUGGGAAUGCGGGGAGGCCUGGGCCAAGGAUGGUUACGAUGGUUACGCAAAAGCAUGUUGGUCCAAUGAUGGGACGAGGGUGUUCGUGUCGUUUGGAAGGGGGAUGGGGUUGUGGGACGGGAAGACUGGGAACAAGUUAUGGGAGAGAAUCACAGACGGCUACAUGCACAUCGGGUGCAUGGCGUGGGCUGGAAACGACACGAAGAUCGCGCUUGGCGGUAUGGGUAACGAGGGCAGGGUCGUGCUGUUAAGCGCCAGAACGGGAGAGGCGAUCAGGGUCGCAUGUGGGCAUACAGAUGGCAGGGUCGUGCUGCGCGGCGCCAAGACAGGAGAGACGAUGGGCGAUGCCCCCGAACGUGUCCCAGAUUCGGUCGGCCUGAAAUGGGCUGCGGACCAAGGUCUGCUUGAGUGGUAUUCAGACGAAUUUGCAGACGAAGUUCACAUAGAUUGGUUCAACUUUGUGAAGCGGCCCUGGAGAGAAGGUGAAGAAGGUGUGCGGGCUUCGUUCUUUGUUGAGAGGGCUCCGUUCUCUGUUGCGCGGGCUCUGUACCCUCAUGCGGUGAAGUGGUCUCCAGAUGACAAGUGGAUCGCGUCAACUGGAUAUAAUAUGGUUGAAAAUGAUGAAAAUGGGAAACCAAGCAGAGUCGGAGUUAUGAUCUGGAAUUGGGAGACAGGUGUAACAUAUCGGUACCAGUGCCAGCUCCAGUGCCAGCUCAAUAGAAUGCCACUCUAUCCGCUGGAAUGGUCUGACGACGGACGACGCGUAGCCCUUGGAAUUGGAGAAGAGCUUGCGAUAUGGGAUAUUGAGACAGGGGUGAUGUUAAGGUAUAGCACAAACAGUGAAGAAGAUCUAAGGCAUAUUGCUUGGUUCCGGGACGGGUCGCGAAUGGCGACGGUGGGCGGAAGAACGUGGGGUGGACGUGGAGGAACGUUACGAAUCCUGUCCGUGACGAGUCAAAGCGCUGUCUGCGAAAAGCAAUACGAUGAUGUUGGGUAUCUCAAAGAGAGCGAUCUGCGCCAGUUCAUCGAUACGAAUGAGGGCAAACUCACCGCGGCGGAUCUAGAGAGGAAACUGGAGAGGAAACUGAGGAUUCGGCAAAAACGAGAUGGAGUGUUCUACAAGACAGGAGAUGACGAAAUCCGCCUAGCAACCGUUGCGGGAUAUAGUUCGUACUGUUCUACUUCAGGUCGGCACAUUGCGAUCCAGGUAGAAGCAAAACUGUACUUUUACGAGCUCGUGCAGUAGUGUGAUUGUGAGUGUGUGAAUAACCACUGGGCAAAAGCGGAUGUCCCGGCCAGGACAGGACAGGAGGGGUUGUACCCACGGUAUAUGUAGUAAGGGAUGAUGUGCCAGGAGAAAUUUGUAUGUAUUUGAAGUUGUUUCUAGUUACCCGACGCCUCGAUGCCCCUCUCCGCAAAAAAAGUAGCCGGCACAUCUUUUCUAUGUGUCGCGCGCAGUU